AUGAGCGCAUCACCCACCAACAACGGCAGCGCCGCCGCAGCAGCAGCAGCACCCACAUCCGUCAACGAAGCGCGCGACCCCUCCGGCUUCCUCAGCGAAAUCAUCGGCGCACCCGUCACCGUCAAGCUAAACUCUGGAGUCGUCUACAGAGGUGAAUUGCAGUCGGUUGAUGGAUACAUGAACAUUGCGCUUGAGCAAACGAAUGAGAUUGUGGAUGGCAAGGUCAGGAGGAACUAUGGAGAUGCGUUUGUGAGAGGAAACAACGUCAUGUACAUCUCCGCCGACUCAUAG
Molecule: messenger RNA, 291 nt
Organism: Aureobasidium namibiae CBS 147.97
Lineage: Eukaryota; Fungi; Ascomycota; Dothideomycetes; Dothideales; Saccotheciaceae
Product: Sm-like ribonucleoprotein
Exons: 3
Coding region: 1-291 (96 amino acids)
Biological process (GO): mRNA splicing, via spliceosome; maturation of SSU-rRNA
Cellular component (GO): sno(s)RNA-containing ribonucleoprotein complex; U6 snRNP; nucleolus
Molecular function (GO): RNA binding
Source: RefSeq, a predicted model, not a curated record